AAUUAGUAAGUUGUGUGGGCUGGACUACUGCUGAAGAAUUAUAUUCAUGUAGUGAUGAUCACCAGAUAGUGAAAUGGAACUUGUUAACCAGUGAAACAAGUCAAAUUGUAAAGCUUCCUGAUGAUACUUACCCUAUAGAUCUUCACUGGUUUCCAAAAAGUUUAGGCAUAAAGAAACAGACACAAGCAGAAAGCUUUGUUCUCACAAGUUCUGAUGGUAAAUUUCAUUUGAUUUCUAAGUUAGGAAGAGUCGAGAAAAGUGUCGAAGCUCACUGUGGAGCAGUACUUGCAGGAAGAUGGAAUUAUGAAGGUACAGCACUAGUUACAGUUGGAGAAGAUGGACAAAUUAAAAUUUGGUCAAAGACUGGGAUGCUUAGAUCAACUUUAGCUCAGCAAGGAACACCAGUGUAUUCAGUAGCAUGGGGCCCUGAUUCAGAAAAGGUUCUUUAUACAGCAGGCAAACAGCUGGUCAUUAAACCUCUUCAACCAAAUGCUAAAAUUUUACAGUGGAAAGCUCAUGAUGGCAUUAUUUUAAAAGUUGAUUGGAACUCAGUCAAUGAUCUUAUUUUAUCUGCUGGUGAAGAUUGUAAAUAUAAGGUGUGGGAUAGUUAUGGCCGCCUCCUAUACAGUUCACAACCCCAUGAGCAUCCUAUUACCUCAGUUGCCUGGGCUCCAGAUGGAGAAUUAUUUGCUGUUGGAUCGUUUCAUACUUUACGCUUGUGUGAUAAAACUGGGUGGUCUUAUGCUUUAGAAAAACCCAAUACUGGCAGCAUAUUUAAUAUUGCAUGGUCAAUUGAUGGCACUCAGAUUGCUGGAGCCUGCGGAAAUGGACAUGUUGUUUUUGCACAUGUAGUGGAGCAACGUUGGGAGUGGAAAAAUUUUCAAAUAACAUUAACUAAAAGACGGACUAUGCAGGUUCGCAAUGUUCUUAACGAUGCAGUGGAUUUGCUGGAAUUCCGUGAUAGAGUCAUUAAAGCAUCUUUGAACUAUGCACACUUAGUUGUUUCAACGUCUCUUCAAUGUUAUGUGUUCUCUACAAAGAACUGGAAUACACCACUUAUAUUUGAUCUUAAAGAAGGAACUGUUAGUUUAAUUCUACAGGCAGAAAGACAUUUUCUUCUUGUAGAUGGUGGUGGUAUCUAUGUAUAUUCCUAUGAAGGGCGCUUCAUUUCUUCUCCAAAAUUUCCUGGAAUGAGAACAGAUAUUCUUAAUGCACAGACUGUGUCUCUGAGUAAUGAUACUAUAGCAAUAAAAGACAAAGCUGAUGAAAAAAUAAUCUUCCUUUUUGAGGCAUCAACUGGAAAACCACUAGGUGAUGGGAAGCUUCUUUCUCAUAAGAAUGAAAUCUUGGAAAUUGCUCUGGAUCAAAAAGGACUUACCAAUGAUAGAAAAAUUGCAUUCAUUGAUAAAAAUAGAGAUCUCUAUAUCACUUCAGUGAAACGAUUUGGGAAGGAAGAACAAAUUAUCAAACUUGGAACAAUGGUGCAUACUUUGGCAUGGUGUGAUACAUGCAAUAUCCUUUGUGGACUUCAAGAUACUCGAUUCACAGUGUGGUAUUACCCCAAUACGGUUUAUGUGGACAGAGACAUUUUGCCUAAAACUUUGUAUGAAAGAGAUGCAAGUGAAUUUAAUAAAAAUCCUCAUAUUGUGAGUUUUGUUGGAAAUCAGGUAACUAUAAGAAGAGCUGAUGGCUCCCUGGUACACAUCAGCAUAUCACCAUAUCCUGCUAUUCUCCAUGAAUAUGUAAGCAGUUCAAAAUGGGAGGAUGCUGUAAGACUUUGUCGCUUUGUUAAGGAGCAAACCAUGUGGGCUUGCCUAGCUGCUAUGGCACUUGCUAAUCGAGACAUGACUACUGCAGAAAUAGCCUAUGCAGCAAUUGGUGAGAUUGAUAAGGUUCAAUACAUCAAUUCAAUAAAAGAUCUUCCCUCUAAAGAAUCAAAAAUGGCUCACAUACUAAUGUUUAGUGGAAACAUACAGGAGGCUGAAAUAAUACUUCUUCAAGCUGGCCUUAUUUAUCAAGCAAUUCAGAUCAAUAUUAAUCUCUAUAACUGGGAAAGAGCCCUGGAGUUGGCUGUAAAAUACAAAACACAUGUUGAUACAGUUCUUGCUUACCGUCAAAAGUUUUUGGAGACCUUUGGUAAACAGGAAACUAAUAAACGAUACUUGCAAUAUGGAGAAGGUCUUCAAAUAGAUUGGGAGAAAAUCAAAGCCAAAAUUGAGAUGGAAAUUACUAAGGAACGAGAGCGAUCAUCAAGCAGCUUGUCCAGCAAGAACAUGGGGCUAAAGCACUAAGUGACAUGCUAACCUUUAAAAAUGUUAUCUUUUGAAAUUAAUUUUGACUAGACAAAGAUAAGCAUGUUUUGGUUGCUAAAGAAAAAUGCAUCAUCUUUAAAUAAUAAUGAGCACUUUCUGCAUAUUAGUAAAAUACAUUCAGUAAGGUUAAGCGCAGAAUAAUUGAUGUAAUGCCAUCUUUUAUAUUUUUCUAAUUAGCCAUUUCUUUAUACGUCUCUAUACCUGUUGAUUACAUUCCAGUUUUUUCUUUAUUACUUUAUCCCUAAAUCUUCAGUAUCAACAAUAUUAAUGCUGAUAAUAGAACAUUGAAUUCUUUAAAAUGUAUGCUAUCAUUAAUUUAUUUGACCUCCACAUUGUAAAACACCUCCAAAAAUUUAUUAAAAAAAAAUGAUAAUGAUGGAUUUUUGAAAAUGUGUAACAAUGUAGACACUUGAAUACUGAAGUUCAUAGCAACAUUAUUUGAAUAGUAAUGGGUGAAAACAACUCAAAUAUCCAUCAACAGAUGAGUGAUAAACCAAUGUGGUAUGCACAUACAAUAAAAUAUUAUUUACUGUUACCAUGAAAUUAAAUUCUGUUACAUGCUGCAAGAUGGAAAAAUUAUGCAAAA
Molecule: messenger RNA, 2898 nt
Organism: Marmota flaviventris (yellow-bellied marmot)
Lineage: Eukaryota; Metazoa; Chordata; Mammalia; Rodentia; Sciuridae
Gene: Ift80
Product: intraflagellar transport 80
Biological process (GO): cilium assembly
Cellular component (GO): cilium; centrosome; intraciliary transport particle B
Molecular function (GO): protein binding
Source: RefSeq, a predicted model, not a curated record